Messenger RNA from Hemicordylus capensis (graceful crag lizard), 918 nucleotides. RefSeq names its product olfactory receptor 5-like. The transcript has a single exon. Gene Ontology annotation, molecular function: olfactory receptor activity; G protein-coupled receptor activity. The record is from RefSeq and is a predicted model, not a curated record. Gene Ontology annotation, cellular component: membrane. Lineage: Eukaryota; Metazoa; Chordata; Lepidosauria; Squamata; Cordylidae. The coding region runs from base 1 to 918 and encodes 305 amino acids. Gene Ontology annotation, biological process: G protein-coupled receptor signaling pathway.
AUGAAUAUCACAGAAUUUAUCCUCUUGGGGUUUGGGAAACUGAAUCAGUGGCAAAAUGUCCUCUUCUUUGUGUUUCUAGUGAUCUAUAUUGUAGCCAUGGCUGGGAAUGUUCUCAUCAUCAUUUUAGUUGUAGCUGAUCACAAUCUUCACACACCCAUGUAUUUCUUCCUGGGGAACUUAUCAUGCCUUGAGACCUGCUAUAUCACUGAUAUUGUGCCCAAGGUGUUAGAAGGUUUGCUGACUGGCGAAAAGACCAUUUCAUUCAGUGGCUGCUUUGUACAAUUCUUUUUCUUUGGCUAUUUAAUGGCAACUGAGUGUUAUCUCCUCUCUGUAAUGUCAUAUGACCGCUACUUAGCAAUCUGCAAACCAUUGCAUUAUGCAACUAGCAUGAAUGUCCAAACUUGUAUUCUGUUAGCGGCUUUCUCAUGGAUCAGUGGACUGAUAGGCACUUUAAUUCUGUUGAGUUUCAUGUUACAAUUAAUGUACUGUGGCCCCAAUGAAAUUGAUCAUUACUUUUGCGAUUCUGUCCCCAUUAUAAAGCUAUCCUGCAGUGACACCAAGCUGGUGGAACUGAUGAGUUUUAUCUUGGCAUUUGUGUUCACCCUUCCUCCUUUUCUCCUGACCUUGAUGUCCUAUAUAUACAUCAUAAGAUCAGUCUUGAGAAUUCCUUCGAUGACUGGGAGGAAAAAGGCCUUUUCCACUUGCUCCUCUCACCUUACUGUAGUCUCUACAUUCUAUGGGGCCAUCAUGCUUGUGUAUAUGUUACCAAAGACUGAAGCGCUGAGUGACCUCAACAAAGUUCUCUCUCUCUUGUAUACAGUGCUGCCCCCCAUUGCAAAUCCUCUUAUAUACAGCUUGAGAAACAAGGAGGUCAAGCAUGCCAUAGGGAAAGCAGUUCAAAAGUAUCUUAUUUCCUGA